GCAUUUGUUGGAGCAGUAUUAGCAGACUUCAAUCAACCGCAACGACAGUCCAUCCUUGUCUUUAUAAGAGGCACUCUAUCGUGCACAGACCGUUCAGUGCUGUCUUGCCCCUCAAUUACUCUAUACCGUGUGUAAUGGCCCGCAGGAUGAGGUACGGUGCAGUGGUGCUGCUAGUGCUGCUGGUGGCUGGCAGUCUCGCCAUGUACGCCACCAACAAUGAGCGCUGUACGUGCGCCCCCGGACCGCCGGACUAUCUCUGCCCGUCGGCACCGCUGCUGCAGGUGUACCUGCCGCACGAGCUGUACUGCACCCGCUACUACAAGUGUACCGAUGGGCGUGCGAUCGAGUUCCAGUGUCCUUACGGAUUGUACUUCGAUACGCAGAACAAUACCUGUACGUGUGACUUUACGCAGUGCUACCGGACAGAUCCCUGCAUCGUGUUUGUUGAUAGCUGCCGUUGCUGCAACAGACAGUUCGAAAACACGGGCCUGGCGCCGGAAAAUUUCUACGUCUGCUACAACGACGGAUAUGCGGUGGCGACGACCUGCCCGGUAGCGCUCGAUCCCUGCACCGGCUCGCAGGUGCAGCUACAGUUUGUAAAUCAAAAGUGUGAGGUGCCACCGCCGUCUACUACCACGGUGGCUACCACGACCACGACAGCGGCCUCAACCACGACGACAACAACCGAGGCUACAACAACGACCACCACGGAGGCUACAACAACGACCACCACGGAGGCUACGACCACGACCACCACGGAGGCUACUACAACGACGACGGCGGCCCCGUAAGCAUAGGAGUUCCACCGAACUGCAGCCAUCCAGUUCAUAUUUAUUUGGUUUUGGAUCUUUCCGUUCUACUGCCGUGCGCAGCAGAAUAACUCCGGACAAGGAAGCUUAAAUUAACACCUCUUCCAUAGGUUAGAGCAAUUUGUUGAAUAAAAAUAGCCUGUCAAGUGCUCCGAACAGGUCGAAAGACGCUCUGCAUGACAAGGCAAUGAACAUGAA
Anopheles arabiensis is the source of this 1007-nucleotide messenger RNA. RefSeq names its product cell wall integrity and stress response component 2-like. The coding region runs from base 135 to 791 and encodes 218 amino acids. The transcript is spliced from 2 exons. Gene Ontology annotation, cellular component: extracellular region. Gene Ontology annotation, molecular function: chitin binding. Lineage: Eukaryota; Metazoa; Arthropoda; Insecta; Diptera; Culicidae. The record is from RefSeq and is a predicted model, not a curated record.